Molecule: messenger RNA, 826 nt
Organism: Scomber scombrus (Atlantic mackerel)
Lineage: Eukaryota; Metazoa; Chordata; Actinopteri; Scombriformes; Scombridae
Gene: tnnt2d
Product: troponin T2d, cardiac
Exons: 9
Coding region: 28-675 (215 amino acids)
Biological process (GO): regulation of muscle contraction; cardiac muscle contraction; sarcomere organization
Cellular component (GO): troponin complex
Molecular function (GO): troponin I binding; tropomyosin binding; troponin C binding
Source: RefSeq, a predicted model, not a curated record
GAUGAGUCAAAGCCGAAGCCAAAAUUCAUGACAAAUAUUUCGGCACCAAAGAUCCCUGAUGGCGACAAAGUGGAUUUUGAUGACAUCCACAGGAAGCGUCAGGAGAAAGAUCUUGCUGAGCUGCAGUCACUGAUCGAGGCUCACUUCGUACAGAGGAAGAAAGAGGAAGAGGAUCUCAUCGCCCUCGUUAACAGAAUUGAUAAACGUCGUGCUGAGAGAGCAGAGCAGCAAAGGGUCAGAGCAGAGAGAGAGAAGGAGAGGCAGGCCAGACUUGCGGAGGAAAAGGAGCGUAAGGAGUUGGAGGAGCAGCGUAAGAAGCUUGACGAUGACGCCAAGAAGAAGAGGGCCCUUUCAAACAUGACCCAGCAGUACAGUGCUGGGCAGAAGAGUGAGAGCAGAAGAGGAGCCAAGAAACAAACUGAGAGAGAGAAGAAGAAGAAGAUCCUGGCCGACCGCAGGAAGGCUCUCAAUGUUGAUCAUAUGAGUGAUGACAAACUCAAGGAGAAGGCCUCCGAGCUGUGGCAGUGGCUGAUGGGGCUGGAAGCUGAGAAGUUUGACCUCGGUGAAAAACUCAAAAGGCAAAAGUACGAUAUUAACCAGCUUCUUGCCCGAGUCCAGGAUCACCAGAACGCCAAAGGACGUGGCAAGGGCAAGAUGUCUGCCAGGCUGAGGUAAAGAAGCUAACGGACAGGGAUGUGGCAGACCAUGACACCAGAGAUUGGCAGAUGUGUGUGUAUUCAUUGUUCUGUUGUAUUGGGUUACAUGUGAAUUAUCCAUAUAUCAAGACAAUAAAUAAGCCAUUGCAUCCAACUCUAGUGCCUCUCUG